AUCAGGGGGUUCCACGUCUCCGGCGUUGCGUUUAUGUUAAGAGAACAAUGACUACUAGCAGUUGGGUUUGCUAUGCAGAAGUUCAAACAGCUUUACCAUGGCCGGCUGCGUGAACGACGGAAAAGCUAUUGUGUGUGCUCUCUGCGGCUGGCUUACGUCUGCGGCAAACCGGCUUGCUUGCUGGGUGGCUAAUGUAUGCUCCUGCAUCCAUGCGAUUCCGUUUCCCUACUUCCGUCCUACGACUUCUAUCUCUAGUCCUCUACUUGCCUUUUUGCUCAUGAUGCUCUAUAUCCCAUUUGAUCACGGCUCUGGAAAGCCAUGCCUGAAGGUCCUUUAGCGCUAAUGAACGCAAACCGCGGCAGCGGCAGCAAGCUUUAGCUCCAAACAAUUCUCUAGCAAU
This is a messenger RNA of Trematosphaeria pertusa, 400 nucleotides long. RefSeq lists its product as uncharacterized. The record is from RefSeq and is a predicted model, not a curated record. The transcript has a single exon. Bases 98 to 337 code for a protein of 79 amino acids. NCBI's taxonomy places the organism in Eukaryota, Fungi, Ascomycota, Dothideomycetes, Pleosporales, Trematosphaeriaceae.